AUGCUCCGGCUAAACGAAUACUCCUCGGCCAGAUGCUUCAUUGCCGACACGCAUUUUGUCCUGAACGUGACGAGCUCCCUCCUCUUGGGGAUCAAGCCAAUCGUUCGCACUCUGAUGCCGCCCCAGGACGGAGCAGAAACACGACUGGAAGAUGCAGAAAUGGCAAGACCAGGCACAUCGCCCUUGGCCCACCUGCUACAGGGCCUUGGAGAGUUGAGGGAGGACUUGCUCGACCAGUUCAAGCUGAUCUCCGAAGACAGAGCUUCGGUGGGCAUCAGCGUUCCAAGAGAAGAGGAAGUGCCAAAGAGUCUGCUCUCGGCAGAGCCAGACCAAGCUGGCGGUGGCCGUGGUGGUGCUGUCAAGCCUGCCGCACGCUGGGUCUUGCAGCUGGAGUUGCCUGCGUCAGCUAACUUGGUUCGCCUCUCCGUUCCCCUUGGCUGGAAGGUCGUCGCUUUGGCUCAGCAAAGCACGCGGCGCAUCCACGUGACUUUGGAAACCUUCGAUGCACGCAAAGUGGAGACAGCACCGGAAGCAUCUGAACUUACCGUCUUCGCCGUCGGGUGGAAGUCUGCAUCAGAUGCCGUCCUCCUCCGGGACCGAACUUCCCGCACCUCAGCGGCACGCAGCGCCGCAGUGGCACGGGAGGAAGAAGAGGAGGCGACGUCGCCCAUGAGUCCAGCGCAGCAAACCAUCAGCUGCCAGAGCCGUCGCGAGUUGGAGGUGGUCAAUAGCUGUGGAGUCCUCGGCCGCCUGUGGUUCGAUCAAGGCAAGGGCCGGCCGACCGUUGGCUUCAUGCAGGUUCCCUCCGAUCGGAAGGUGAUCUGCACCGUGCCGGACGUCGACAGCGCGCUGUGCAUCGGAUUGGCGGACCACGAUGGCGUCGCCAAGCCAGACCUCAGCACGUUUGGCCGCUACGCCACACCCUUGCCCGGAGGUUGGGGCUUGGGUACCAGUGAAGAAGACCAAUGCUGCCUGACAGCAUCCCUCUCCAUCGGACAGUACGGCCAAGCUCGUCUGGAGCUCCUUCCACCACUCGAGUUGCAGAAUGCCUCCCAGCUCCCACUGCGACUGCGACUUCUGCCACCACCGCCCUCAGAGGCUGCCAGGGCCCUGGCCGCAGCUGGAUCCCGCAUGGCGGCACAAAUUGCAACCACCGUUCACACAGCACCGCCGCCAGUGGUCGUGCCUCCAGGUGGAACCUACCAAGUCCCCCUGCACAUGCUGCAAAGUGUUGGGCCGGAGGGCUCCCAGCAGUUCUGGCAGGUGCUGGCAGAGUCUGUGACGAGCGUGCAGCAGUCGUCCCUGUCUUUUGCUUUUCCGCUCGGCGGUUCGAUCCUGCGGCUGGGCCGGAAGGAACUGGAGCUGCGGCGCUCCCUGGGGUUGGCUUUGGAAACACGGACAGUGGGCGGUUCGUUCCAGAAAGAUUCCAGCCGCACCACGCUCCAGCGCUACUCGCUCCUGCUUCUUCCGGGCCUGCGCGUGGCCAACUCGCUCCCUGUCUCCUUGCAAGUGUCACUGCAUCGUGGGGAGACGCCUUCCGGUGUCAAUGCCAUGGGCAGCGCUGGUGCAGCUGAAGAGCGAGCUCUGACUGCUUACGGGCUACUCUGGGCGCUCUAUGUCCUUUGCCCCUUCUUCGAUCGCUUGCUGCUGGGUGUGGCCGGAGCGGUGGAUGCCCGGCCGUUGGGGCCCGGAGAUGUAGUGCUUCUGCCUUUGGCAGGUUUGGCGGCGCUGUUGGAGGGACGACUCGCGCUGGGCAUGAUGCUCUUGGCGCACAUCGUGAAGCUGGCUAUGUUUGCCCAUCGACUGCCUUUUGUGUGGGACCACGAAUGCUGGGCCGCAGCCACCGAAGCGUCCUUUGUUCUCGCCGCUGCCCAGGGUGAGACAGGGGUCGUCCAACGCUUUUGGCCAGCAGCGCGAGCACAGCUGUUGCUGCUCUACGCCGGCGCAGCUUUCUGGAAACUGAACACUUCCUUUCUGGAUCACAGAACCUCUUGUGGCACCGUGAUCUUGGCCCAAGUCUGGGCAGCCUACAUGCCGUCCACUCUCGCUGUUGACCUCGCACCGAUGGUCACCAGGCUAGCUCCUUUUGCAGCUCUUGGAGGUGAGGUGAUGCUUCCUCUGGCGAUGGGCUACUUUCCGCGUUUGGGGGUUUUCCUCGCGCUUCUUUUUCACCUCCUCGUCGUGCUGGCACCGGCGCCCAACUUUGCCGGAGGUUUCUCAGUGACCUGUGCAUCGCGCCUUAUCCUUUGCCUCCCUUGGGAGGCUGCUGCUUCGGCCUUGGGUCACAUUUCUCUGGCAGUUCUCGGCGCCGCUCUGGCCUUUGCUUUCAUUCGAAGCGCGGCCUUCGCGAUCUUCGCCGUCAUGUUUCUGGUGACCGUCUCGGCCGUCUUGGCCAGCAGAUUGCGGAAAGGCUCAGGCGAAGGGUCUUCUGCUGCCCUGACCCGGUGUUCCGCCGUGGGCACCUUCGUGUAUGCCUUUGUCCUUCCCGUGCUGGGCCUCCAACACAUGGCUUCGUGUUCCAUGUACGCCAACUUGAAGCACUACGGGGGCUCCAAUCACCUGUUGAUGCCCACUGGGCUGCUGCAGGAUGCGUUCCCGGUGACCUUUGGGAGUGAGCUGCUGCGCGUAGACGAGGCUGCAGGGCUGCUGGCGGCCCAGAACGUUUGGACAGAGAUCGAACCAGAGCUUGCCACGACUUUUCUGCGUGCUGCCAACCACAGCGGAAGGCAGUUCGUGCCGUACUAUGCGCGCAUGGGCUCCUUGGAUGCUGCCGGGGUGGCCUUGCAGGAGGCGAACGCAGCCCUGCCCGUUGUGAUGUCAGCGUUUGAGCUCCGCCGCUCCUUGGCGCUGCUUCGGCGCAGCGGGCAGAUGGCAUCACUGAGCUACGUGCGCCUACCAAGCCACCUGCAAACACCUAAGGAGUGGCUCGCGCACAGGGGAGCAGCUGUCCACGUGCACCCCAACGGAACCUGCACCGUUGAUACCAAGCCGUGUGCAGAGGACGAGAUUGCGCUGCAGCCACCGCCGCCAAGGUGGUUGGCCAGCAUGUUGUUGCCAUAUCCCUAUGCGCUUCUGCCUGGAGAUGAGAAGGAAAUCCACUGCAGCAGCUGA
Symbiodinium sp. CCMP2456 is the source of this 3111-nucleotide messenger RNA. The record is from the annotation of a GenBank genome assembly. Lineage: Eukaryota; Dinophyceae; Suessiales; Symbiodiniaceae.